UUCUGGGUCUCUAUAAGUAAUUGAGAUAUUGCAAUGGCCAGCAAAGCGAGUGUUACUGAUAGCCUUCAGGCUCCAAGUAUCGGAGUGCCAAUGCAGCUGAAGCCCUGGGAGAUAAAUCCCUGGUCUCCAGAACGUCUGAGCAACAUGUAUUCCGACUGGGCGUUGCACUUCUUUAAUCAACAGCGGUACUCGAAUGGUCUUCGCUAUUUCAAUAAUUCCCUGGAUAUGAAUCCCUUCAAUGUUAGCGCUCUAAUGCGCCGGAGUCAGGUGAAAAGAUCCAUGGGUCUGGCGCCAUUGGCUCUGAAGGAUUGCUCCCAGGCCGAAGAUCUGUUAAGGCGCAUGAAGCCACCAAUCACAAAUCCCAAUGUCAGUGUUGAGGUCUGUGAUUCUCUCUACGAGUCCAAUCGACUGGAGGACUCCAAGAUUAACCUUCAUUGCCACCUGAGGCGCUUUAGCUCAGCUCAGAGAGUUCCUGUUGUAAAGCGUCUGAAUGUGCUAGGUGAGAACUUUCGGGACACAUUAUCGGAUGAUACCACCAUGUCGGUCCAGCGCCUGAUCAAUCGCAUGAUGAGCAGUCUGGCUAAAGCGCCCAAGGAAAUGAAGGAUAAUUGCGAUGUAGUUAGCAUAUUGGAAAAAGAGGAAGUACACGUGUCUCCGCUGGAAAUAGCUAGACGAAAAAGACACUUUAAGAUUUACAACCAGUCGUACUUAAACAAGUGCUGGGUGGAUGUAGCAUUCCUGAAAAAGCUAAGAGAUGACCCCAAUGUCCAGCCCAAACAUUGUCAGAAGUCUUCCGAGUAUUUGGGAAAACUGAUGGCCACCAAUUACAAAGCGGAGCGUACCCUAACGAAAAUGUUGCACACACGCUGCCCCAUGUACGCCCUGCAUCGCCAGAAAUAUCCCAACGAGGCCCUCUACAUAAAACAGAAGGAGGAAAAUCUAUUCCGCAUUCAGAACCAGACGAGGCGAAAUAUGUUUAAGAUUCUGCGCAGUAUACGACUGCUCAUACGAGUUGGGGAACUAGAUAAACUUACAACGUUUAUUGAGGAGGUUAUGGGCGAUUAUGUCACAAUCAAGACGCAUCGCGUAAUGCCGUGGAAAUUUGAAUUCACUAAUGAGGUCUACAACUAUUUGGGUUUGGCCCGCAUUAAUGAAUUCAAAAUUCCCGGAAACAUGACCGUCUUGCAUGGAAGACAACGCCUUUUGACACUUUUCAGACUGCCAACUAAUAACAAUCAGGAACUGAAAAAAUCAAGAACAAGCCAAUCGUUUCCUCUGAACAUAGCAAAAUCGGCUACCAGUGAUCCCAAAGCGGAGAAACACAAAAAACAAGUAGCCCGUCUGGAGAAUCGGAUGCGGUUUGCUGAAUACCACAUAGAACGAUCCUAUCUUUUACAUGAACUGGCCCAACAGCAUUUGAAUUUCAACUCAUUUGAUGCGGCCUGCUCCAUGGCCCGGAAGUCCUUGGAGGAGGCCAUCAAAUGCAAGAGUAUUAUUUGGAGCUUUUUGGCUUUGAUGGUGAUAUGCAAGGCCCACGCGAUCCUGGGCAAGAUCGAGCGAGAAAAGGAGAUUCUAGCCGAGGCCUUCGAGCUGGCCAAGAAGAUGAAGAACCUUGACCUGUGCCUAUUCAUUGACAUUUGCUUGAGGGUCAAUGCAGAAGAAAUAGAAAUGAAGCGAAUGGUAACUGCCGAUUUGAUCUCCAAAAAGCAAAAGUUUGGCUCUAGAACGUUACAGAGUAUCGAUACUUUCAAUGAGGAUCGCAACCAAAUUACCUAACAAAUAGUAUGCUUGAAAUGGAAUAAUUUUCCUGAAAAUACAAAAUAUUUUA
This is a messenger RNA of Drosophila eugracilis, 1828 nucleotides long. RefSeq lists its product as uncharacterized. The record is from RefSeq and is a predicted model, not a curated record. Gene Ontology annotation, molecular function: protein binding. Lineage: Eukaryota; Metazoa; Arthropoda; Insecta; Diptera; Drosophilidae.